AUGACUUUCAAGAUAAAGAUUUAGAAAUUAACAAAAUAGACAUUAAUCAUUAAUGCUUUAUAUUGUUUUAAGCAAUUAAUAAUAAAGAUUAACUUAACAUUGAUGACAGUAGAGAAACUCCUUGUUGAAAUAUUCCUAUAAUUACAAAUAAUCCAAAUAAUGUUAAUAAUCCAAAAUAACAAAAACUUUAGAAAAAAUCUUCAUCUAAGAAAAAAUAAGGAAAUAUUGUUAUCUAAAGAAUAAAUUUAGAAGAUACAUUUUGAUAAUAUUGUUCAUGUUUAAUCUAAAUUUUAUAAAUAUUUUCAUUCACAAUUUUUAUUAAGUUUAAAAACCAAUAAUUUUUACUCUAAUUCUUAAAAUCUUUUUCAUAUAAAACUUAUAAUGAAUAAAAAGAAAUUUAGUUAAUAAAUAUUAAAAAUACUAAUCAUAAUAUAACUAUUAAUUUUACUGAUUGUUAAUCUGAAAGUCUUAUGA
Paramecium sonneborni is the source of this 474-nucleotide messenger RNA. NCBI's taxonomy places the organism in Eukaryota, Ciliophora, Oligohymenophorea, Peniculida, Parameciidae. The record is from the annotation of a GenBank genome assembly.